Molecule: messenger RNA, 1163 nt
Organism: Rosa chinensis
Lineage: Eukaryota; Viridiplantae; Streptophyta; Magnoliopsida; Rosales; Rosaceae
Product: probable xyloglucan endotransglucosylase/hydrolase protein 23
Exons: 3
Coding region: 157-1014 (285 amino acids)
Biological process (GO): xyloglucan metabolic process; cell wall biogenesis
Cellular component (GO): apoplast; cell wall
Molecular function (GO): hydrolase activity, hydrolyzing O-glycosyl compounds; xyloglucan:xyloglucosyl transferase activity
Source: RefSeq, a predicted model, not a curated record
UUUCCCAACCACUUCAAAGCCACCAGUACCACUGUACUGCUACAGCUGCCUGGUUCCUUCUCCUUUCCACCACUAUAUAUACCCUCGCCACUUCCAUGCAUAUAAUCGAACACUUCCCUCUUCUGCCUUCCCAUUUCAGUAUCUGACCGAAACACCAUGGUUAAGAUAUAUGCUGUAGUUUUGGUUAUGUUCUUCAACAUCUUGGUGGCCUCAUCGGCUGGUAACUUCAACCAAGAUUUUGAUAUAACAUGGGGCGAUGGGCGCGCCAAAAUACUCAAUAAUGCGCAGCUACUCACGCUGUCCCUUGACAAGACUUCCGGGUCGGGGUUCAAGUCCAGGAAUCAGUACCUGUUUGGAAAAAUUGAUAUGCAGAUUAAGCUCGUGCCUGGUAACUCUGCCGGUACCGUUACAGCUUACUAUCUAUCUUCGUUGGGGUCGGCUCAUGAUGAAAUAGACUUUGAGUUUCUUGGCAACCUAAGCGGAGAUCCUUAUAUUCUACACACAAAUGUUUUCACACAAGGCAAGGGAAAUAGAGAGCAGCAAUUUUAUCUUUGGUUCGAUCCCACCAAAGACUUCCACACCUACUCCGUCUUGUGGAACCCUCAAAGCAUCAUAUUCUCUGUCGAUGGCACACCUAUUCGAGAGUUCAAGAAUUUAGGAUCGAGGGGAAUCCCAUUCCCCAAGAACCAAGCAAUGUGGAUCUACUCAAGCCUUUGGAACGCAGAUGACUGGGCGACACGCGGUGGACUUGUGAAGACAGACUGGAGUAAAGCUCCAUUCACAGCCUCGUACAGAAACUUCAACGCCCAAGCAUGCAUUUGGUCUUCUGGUUCUUCCUCUUGUUCUUCUUCUCGUUCUAGUUCUUCAAAAGAGGCGUGGUUCACCCAAUCAUUGGAUGCCACAGGGAAAGAAAGAAUCAAAUGGGUUCAAAAGAACUAUAUGAUCUACAACUAUUGCAAGGAUACCAAGCGCUUCCCACAGGGACUUCCUCUUGAAUGCACAGUAGCUAGUUGAUUUUCCUGCAUGUUGUAAUAUCACUAUAUGUAAUUAAUCUGCUGUAAAAUUAAAAGGACUGGCUAGGAUUUGUUUUUUUUAAUUUUAUUUUAUUGUGUAUCUUGAUGUUGCAACAUGAUUAAUAUAUUAAUAAGAGAGAAUAUCACAAA